CAAUCAUGUAAACAAACAACAGUAUUGUCGUUUGGUGGGACGUGAGUUGCAGAAGAGAUGACCCAGUAGAAAUAAAAUGACGGCGACCACAACUACUCACAACCGUUCAUUUGGAAACUUUUGAAAAAUGGCACGCGGUCGCAAUAUUUUAGUUCUCAACGACGACUGCCUGUAUCAUAUCUAUGAAUUCCUGCCGAUAAUCGAUUGGUGUUCACUACGCGACACAUGCACCCGUUUUCGAACAAUUUCUGAUGAUCAAUUCAAUAGACGAAGCAAAACGUUCAAGCUGAGCCAAAUCUCCGACCGCGACAGAUUGAAACUUUCAGAAGUGAAACGUGUUCUCCGAACUUUUGGUAAAUCCAUGAAAACAUUGUCCAUUAACCAAAACCAUUUUGCCAAACUUAUGGAUUGGAAUGGACUGGCACCGUUUCUCGAACGCUAUUGCGAAUCGUUAGUCGACCUGGAACUUGUCAGCUUUAGGUUGACUGCGAAAACAGUCGUACAAUGUAGGCGACUCUUUUCGAACUUACAACGAUUGGUGAUAGAUAAAUGGGACAACCGGUAUCGGUUCAACGUAGAGACCUUCUCUACUUGUUUGGUUGAAUGUACAUCAUUAACGGAAUUGGUAUUUAUUGGCUUGGAUGACAUCACAGAAGAUAGUUUCGCAUGCAGUCAUAUGAAAUACUUAAAAUCGUUUGAGUUGAGGGGUUGCUACGGACUCAGCGAUAAAGCGUUCAAAAGUUUUCUGACCAAAAAUUGUCAAUUAACGCAGGUCAAGUUGUUUGAUGUACGAUUUCGGAAUCAACACGAUAAUCAGAGCGGUAUCGAAGACGUUGCCAAUACAUUGCCUAAAAUCGAGGCUUUGAGUUUGAACUUCGAAAUGGGUUUUGUGCAAAACGUUAUGCCUGUGACAGGAAUGACUUCACUUAAGAAACUGGAAGUUAAUUUAGAGCAUGUUACUUAUAACAUCAUGUUGGAGUUGCUACGAGGCCUGGCAGAGCACAGUAACAUUGAAGAUCUACAUCUAGCUCAUUUCAAAUGUAGUAAAGAAAUGAUUGGACUAUUGUCUUCGAUAAAACGCUUGAAGAUACUGAAGUUCACCAAUACGAACCAUUUACACGGAAAUGUUUGCAAUUGAUUGGCUACCCGAUUGUCUGGCCUAGAAGAGAUUCAUAUUUCGGAAUGCAAAACCACUUCAUUCAAUGAUACAAUCCAUUUCGUUGUGCACAGUCCGAAUCUGCGGAGAAUCGUGUUCAAUCGUUAUUUCACAUUCGUGCCAUUGAUUGCACCACAACUGAUUCGAUCGUUAGCGGAAAUAAGGCUAAGUCAUAGCCAAGCAACGAAGACAAUUCUAUCGAUUUUCGUGAACGACAAGGACUUCCGUUCCAUCCAAUGUGAACUCAAAUCGACUGGAAUGGAGGAUACCUUGGCUAAGUAUGCAUAUCUUUUAAGGGUGAAACAGCUGGAUACAGAGCAUCGAAGGACCAUAUCCGAAUACAUUUCUCGACCGACUAAAUGGAAACACCUUUAUUCCAUUCGAAAUGAAUAUGAAUAGUACUUUUAGUAGAGAUUUAAGUCUAACUUAAGAGCUAAAGUAAGGAGAAAGUUCACCAUUUUACAAUGAAUAUUUUGUGAAGUUUCUUCGUUUGUUCAAUUUCCAAUUUAUUCAAUCCCAUUUUCAGAACAUUUCUUAACUUUUAAAAUUCGAACAACAAUUUUGUAUUAGAAAUACAGAUACUUGA
This is a messenger RNA of Bradysia coprophila, 1742 nucleotides long. RefSeq lists its product as uncharacterized. The record is from RefSeq and is a predicted model, not a curated record. NCBI's taxonomy places the organism in Eukaryota, Metazoa, Arthropoda, Insecta, Diptera, Sciaridae. Gene Ontology annotation, molecular function: protein binding.